CUGUCCGGAGCGCGGUUCCCGAUCGUUCACCCGGUCCUCAGCUCUGGCCUGGAGUGUGGAGUCUGUGUCUGUCCUUCAGCGAUUCAUCACUGUCCUAACGACGUGGUCACCUCCUCCCCACGCGGCCGGACAGCCCCGGACAGUACCGCGGAAUUAGCGUCUGCAGCCGUAAACAGGGUGUGAAAACAGCCGGCCUUAGAGAUGUCAGACAGCGCAGGUUGCGAGUUUGAAAUUGACGUGGAGAGCCUGGAGGCGGAGAACGACGACCCGGCGGACUCCUCCAGCCGCCCCGGAUCGGCGCCCCGAGACAGCAAGCCACGGAGGAUAAAAAAGGAAUCUCUGGGAAGCAAAUUCCAGCAGAGAGGAGGACGUUAUAUCAGCGACACAUCCGACCGUCUACCAUGCUCGCCAAAAGCAUUCUUGAAGGAUAUCGUCCAAUGCAGUCUGACCCUUUCCUCGUGGCCAACCCAUCUCUCCCCCCACCGCUGAGCGAUCGAAUGAGGAAGAGAAGGGCCUUUGCUGACAAGGAGCUGGAAACCGUCAUGCUGGAGCGGGAGUACAAAGAACGAGAGCUGAUGGAGAACAGCCAGGCGGCCACGGCCUCACUCAUCUUCCCUAACAGCAUGGUCCACCACGCUGCUGAGUACAGCUCCUACAAGACAGCCUACCCACCAGCAGCUCAGGUCGAGCCGCAGCCCAAAGAGCUGUGCAACUUCCUCGGCCCUAACCACAUGGAUCUGUCCAUGCAGUACCCCAGCAGCUCAGCCAACGUUGAGCUCAUCUCCUCUAACGUCAGCGUGGCCACCACGUACCGCCAUUACCCGGUGCAGCCUCCACGAGGCAGCUUCAUGAUGUGGCCCUGUGGUGCAGCCAACCUGGGUGACGCCCUGCUCUAUCAGCAGUGCCUGUUCAAUGCCACGGCAGUGCAGAACCUGAAGCCAGGUGCUGUAUGGGAGCCCAAGGUGAUGCCUGCUGAGAGCCAACUGCCAGAGCAGGAGGAUGCAGCCGCUCUUGCCGCUAAGCUGGAAGGAUCCCGAGCUGCUGGACUGCAGGAUUCAUCAGAUCCUGACCGUGCUGAUCCCAAACCCCCGGCUGUCAUCCAUAGAGGGCAGAGGGAGUGCUCAGCCUUCUCCCCCCCUAAGAGGAGCUUCGGACAAUCCUUCCCCAACAACUCUCAUUCUGAAAACUCCAGUCAAGUCUUAAACAAGCUGAGCAAGGACAGUGCUAAGCUUUCCAUGAAACUCAACUCCUUUCACUCCCUCAUCCAGCACUCACUGAGUGAAAAACCCGGCAGCAGGGCCGGGCCGGAGCUCAGGGCUCCUUACUGCAAAGAGCUCAUAGAGGAGGCCACCCGCAAAUUCAGGGAGGGCUCCACCAAGGACAUUCAGCCUGUAAAACUCACUGACAGGUACGGCAGGGAUUUUCUGUCCAAGCCUGUGGGGACCAAGAUGGCAUCCAGUGAGUCUUUGUCCUUUUCUGUAGAAUCCAUACUGAAAAGACCCACACCUGCUAUGAGUCAAGCAUUCCAUUAACUUCCAUUAAGUGUCUUUUCUUGCACUAUAAACAACAGGUUUGUCUCAGCAGGAGAGCAUUUCAAGUUGUGGUUUUGGGGUCACAUCUUAAACACACAGGCACUGC
This is a messenger RNA of Monopterus albus (swamp eel), 1638 nucleotides long. RefSeq names its product doublesex and mab-3 related transcription factor 2a (gene dmrt2a). Gene Ontology annotation, cellular component: nucleus. The record is from RefSeq and is a predicted model, not a curated record. NCBI's taxonomy places the organism in Eukaryota, Metazoa, Chordata, Actinopteri, Synbranchiformes, Synbranchidae. Gene Ontology annotation, molecular function: DNA-binding transcription factor activity, RNA polymerase II-specific; RNA polymerase II cis-regulatory region sequence-specific DNA binding. Gene Ontology annotation, biological process: sex differentiation; regulation of transcription by RNA polymerase II.